Medicago truncatula (barrel medic) is the source of this 710-nucleotide messenger RNA. RefSeq lists its product as uncharacterized. Bases 21 to 479 code for a protein of 152 amino acids. The record is from RefSeq and is a predicted model, not a curated record. Lineage: Eukaryota; Viridiplantae; Streptophyta; Magnoliopsida; Fabales; Fabaceae. Gene Ontology annotation, biological process: meristem development; meristem maintenance. The transcript has 2 exons.
AUCUUCCUAUUGAGGGGCGGAUGUUGGAUCAUGGGAAGAAGAUGCCCAAGCAUGAGGGAGCGGCACUGCUGAUGACGUAUCUGGGUGUGUCCCAGCAUGAGGCUGAGAAGAUCUGCAACCAGGAGUACGGUGGGUACAUUAGCUACCCGAGGCUGAGGGACUUCUAUACCUCGUACCUUGGUAGGGCCAACGUAUUGGCGGGUACGGAGGAUCCUGAGGAGCUUGAGGAGCUGGCGAGGGUUAGGACAUACUGCGUCCGGUGUUACCUUCUGUACUUGGUCGGAUGCUUGUUGUUUGGCGAUAGAAGCAACAAGCGCAUCGAGCUGAUAUAUUUGACGACCAUGGCGGACGGCUACGCAGGGAUGCGUAAUUAUUCCUGGGGAGGUAUGACCCUCGCCUACCUAUACGGCAAGUUGGCGGAUGCAUGUAGGCCUAGACACAGAGCGCUUGGGGGGAGCGUGACACUGCUCACUGCAUGAUUUUUGGCGCAUUUUCCAGGAUUUUUCAGUGUUGAUCUCAACACUGACUACCUGGAAAACUAUCCGGUUGCAGCGAGGUGGAAGCUCCAGAAGGGUCAUGGGGAGGGGAUCACGUAUCGGUCACUGCUCGAUCGUAUACAGUUAGAUGAUGUAUGCUGGAGGCCGUACGAGGAGCAUAGAGAGAUCCAGGACUUCGAGGAGGUUUUCUGGUAUUCUGGAUGGUUUUGAGGG